AUGGCCAAGUCCGCUAUUGAGAGCUAUGCGAUCCUUCACACGAUUGGUGAAGGCCAAUUCGCCAAAGUGAAGUUGGCCCAGCAUGUUCUGACCAAGGAGGUGGUAGACAUUAAGGUCAAUCCAAAGACAAAUCAGAGGUCCUCCGGCCUCAAGGAACAGAAUCAAGAGGUUAACAGCAUAAAAACCAUAAACCACCCGAAUAUUGUAAAACUACUAGAAGUGAUUGAUACUGAGGAGGCUCUAUUUAUAAUAAUGGAGUAUGUCAGUGGAGGAGACUUGUUCAUCUACUUGGAGGCCAAAGGCCGCGUGACGGAGGGGGAGGCCCGAGGCCUGUCCCGCCAGCUGCUCUCGGCUCUGCAGCACUGCCACCAGCGGGGCGUGGUGCACCGGGACUUGAAGCUGGGCAACCUCCUCCUCGACGCCAACAACAACGCCAAGAUCUCCGACUUCGGCCUUAGCAACCAGUGGCACCCACAAAAGAAGCUAGACACUUUGCGGCAGCCCCACGUUCAUGGCCCCAGAACUCUUCCUGGGGAGGCCUUACACAGGCCUAGAGGAGGAUGUGUGGAGCCUCGGUGGUGUCCUGUACACCAUGGUAACUGGAUCCCUCCCCUUCGGGGGACAAUAUUUCUGGGAGCUGCGGCAGCGUGUGCUUAGGGGGCAAUACCAUGUGCCCAAAUAUCUAUCUAACAAGAUAACAGACUUACUAGACAGAAUGCUAACACU
Bubalus bubalis (water buffalo) is the source of this 726-nucleotide messenger RNA. RefSeq names its product serine/threonine-protein kinase MARK2. Gene Ontology annotation, molecular function: tau-protein kinase activity; ATP binding; protein serine/threonine kinase activity. Bases 1 to 657 code for a protein of 218 amino acids. Gene Ontology annotation, cellular component: cytoplasm. The record is from RefSeq and is a predicted model, not a curated record. Gene Ontology annotation, biological process: microtubule cytoskeleton organization; protein phosphorylation; intracellular signal transduction. The transcript has a single exon. NCBI's taxonomy places the organism in Eukaryota, Metazoa, Chordata, Mammalia, Artiodactyla, Bovidae.